Messenger RNA from Caenorhabditis remanei, 981 nucleotides. RefSeq lists its product as uncharacterized. Lineage: Eukaryota; Metazoa; Nematoda; Chromadorea; Rhabditida; Rhabditidae. The transcript has 4 exons. The record is from RefSeq and is a predicted model, not a curated record. The coding region runs from base 1 to 981 and encodes 326 amino acids.
AUGACUCUACUACACAACUGUGACUACUUCAGUUGGGAAGCUGCUUGGAGUGGAUUCCACCGACAUAUGCUAAUGAUCCUAGCAUCGGUGUUUAAUAUCGUGGCGGGUGGUCCCAGGGACUUGACACGUUUUUUCACGAGUUUGAAAUUUUUAAUUUUUGCGUUCAUAAUACUUCAAUUCGUUUUGAAAAUAUUCGAAGACUUGGCUCAAAGAGAUAUGUUUGAUCACGUUAGGAGAUGUUAUAAGACUGGAUUUUUUGGAGUGCUGGUAUGUGCUAUAGCUCCUUAUGUAGCUUCUGCGAUAUAUGGAGUCGCAUCUGAGGAAGCAUUCCUCACUUUCCACACUUGUUCCUUUGCUUCUUUCUUCAUCUAUAUCUCAUUCAUGCUACCCAACACAUACGCCAUAAUUUGGUCUGUUGAAGACAAGCAUAGAGUAAUUGCUGGAUAUCUUCCCUCAGUUGUACAAUCGAUUCUAGUUGUAUUCCUAUUUCCUGUGUGGUAUUUCGAGGUGUGGAUCGGAAAGUAUCCGGUGGUAUACUUGCAAAUCAUGUAUACGGCGGUGCACAUCAUUAUAUUGUCGGAUUUAUUGAUUGUUUGUGUUAUUGAACGACUGGAAGACGAAGAAGAGGAUACUAUUGUAGAGAUAAUUGAUAGUGAUGAUGAAGAUGUGGAAGAUAAUGGCUGUUUCGAUCAGGAGACAAAUGAUUUGAGAUAUCAAGAUUUAAAAUGCAGCAUUUGCAAAUUAUUCUAUCACGAAUCAAUUGAGAAAAGAAUUCCGAAAAUGUUGUCAUGCGGACACACGUUUUGUUCUGGAUGUGCAAAAAUGCUUCACAAAGGAGACUACUAUGAUAGUUUCAAGUGUCCAAUAUGUAGCAAACGGACUUUCCUUGAUGAUUUGAAGAAGAACUAUGCUCUACUUGACCUCAUUCAAGAAAUAAAGCAAGAUAAGAAGACGGUACAACGGAGACGCAGUUUUUCAUAG